This is a messenger RNA of Lathyrus oleraceus (garden pea), 1523 nucleotides long. RefSeq lists its product as uncharacterized. The record is from RefSeq and is a predicted model, not a curated record. The coding region runs from base 142 to 1314 and encodes 390 amino acids. NCBI's taxonomy places the organism in Eukaryota, Viridiplantae, Streptophyta, Magnoliopsida, Fabales, Fabaceae. The transcript has 7 exons.
CUUUAUUCUUUCCUAUUCCUUUGCUGCCAAUUUUCACCACUCAUCUCUCUCGACUCCCACCACCACCUUCUUCAUUCCACCGUCGCACCUUCAAACAGAACAACCAAUCUAUAUCGGAAGGUUGCUGCGUCAUUUGUGAAAAUGAGUUGGGACAUGGAGCUAGAUAGUCUAUUUGAGAAUGUAAGUGACUCUCCAUUGUCGGGACGAAAUAAUCUCGAGCCUUGGGAAAACUGGAGAGGUGAUGAUGGCAGAGAAGCUUUGAAAGUGCCAGAUUCACGUCAGGAUGUCGUUGAGACGUCUAGUUCUAGCUCCUUUGGUGAUACAGCUGCUGCUGCUUCCUUCGGUGAACCAGAAGUCGAAUCACGAAUGUUUGAUGACGGGCACGAGCCACUUCAUCGAAGAAAGAAAAGGGAGACAACAGCUCAUUGGAGGAGGUUCAUAAGUCCUGUUGUGUCGCGGUGUAAGUGGGUUGAGUUGCAACUGAAACAACUCAAGUCUCAAGAACGCAAAUAUGCUAAAGAGCUUGCGGCACUUGAUUAUACACAGGAUAUAAAUAAAGACAUGAAGAGGAAAAAACGAAAAAAAGUUGAAGAGAAUUGCGAUUUAGCAUCAUACAUGUCUAACCAUACCUUAUUCUCCUACUAUGAGAAAGCCGAUUGUAAUGUUGAUGCUGGUUUGGAAGAUUGUCAUGAAGUUGUCAAAGGUGGUGACAGUGAAAAAUCAGUAGAGUUCAAGUCGAAUGAUUUAUGGGCUUCUUUUGGUAAUUAUGGUAUCGAUAAAUCCUGGGACGAUGCCAUUCAAAAGAUUAUAGCUUUAGAGUCUCAACUUGAAAUUUUGAAAUCUAGACAUGACAAGGUGAUCAGUGAAAAUCAAGGAAGGUUUUGUUCUGUAAACCAAUCAAGCAUACUUGAACCAUCUGAUGGAUAUAAUCAUCCCGAUAUAAACCCUGAUUCUUUUACGGGAAAUGCAUCAUCAGGUGAUGAAGCCACUAUUCGGCCUCAAAUGGAUGUUCCACGGGACAAUAUCAAUGUUGAAGAUCUCACACAGAAUCAUCAGGUAGUUACAGAAGAGUUCCAUGAAUUAGAAAAUGUUGGAAAUCAACUUGUCAAACAAAUCGAAUCAUUUGGAGAGAUUAAAGAGAUUUUAAAGUUUCAAGGUUCAGAAUCCGAGCACAAUGUUGAUGUGCGAUCACGUUCUACAUUAAAAUCAAAGAUCCCUAGACAUGAAAGGAAAAGAGAAAAGUCAAAGAUCCCUAGACAUGAAAGGAAAAGAGAAAAGAAAUCUGGUUCAAAGAGGUCAAGGAGAUCUGGAUAAACUGGAUCUCAUUCGAAAAUGGAAGCUGCUUCUGUUGGAAGCAAAUUGAUCUAUCAAUUUUUGCAUCUCUUUAAAAUAUUCAUUUGGCACGCAACUGUUAGUUAUUAUUUUAUUUUUAGUUCUUGAAUUUUCCAAUUAAUUUAUUGAACAAAAUUUGUCUUUAUUUUUGUUUUCAGGCCAAAAUAAUGCAUUGUUUUGCCAAGAUUGAC